AUGUCAGACGAGGAACCUUCGCUGAACAUACCCUCACUUCUGACCUUAGCGGUUGUAUCAUACUUUGUUAUCCGGUGGUUCUUUAAUCGCGAUGAAAGCGCCGCGGGAGGAAGCCGAGGUCGGGGGCGUGGCAAUGUUGUCGAUCCGGCGCAGGUGGAACAGAUCGCGCAGAUGUUCCCUCAACUAAGCACUCGAGGUAUAAUGUGGGAUCUGCAGCGUAAUGGGGGCAGUGUCGCCGCAACAACAGAGAGGAUUCUGACUGGACGGGGUUUGGAAACGCCUCCUCUUUCGUUCCAACCUCAGGUCGCAAUCCCCCCAACCAACAUUCCGCCGACCCAGACCGCUACGGCCGCAUCCGCGCCCAAAGCGGACGCACAGGACUUGAUAUCUCGGUAUAAUCUGAGCGCAAAGGCUGAGAGCCCUCCCGCAGAGUCACGAUCCGAGGUACCUUCCAAGUCCACCUGGUCUCAGAACAAGGAAGAGCGCCAGCGGAUACUUCAGAAGCGUCGAGAUGAUAUGAUUUUAGCGGCGCGGAGGAAGAUGAUGCAAAAGAACCAGGGCGAUGCCCAAUGA
This is a messenger RNA of Penicillium mononematosum, 573 nucleotides long. RefSeq names its product CUE domain-containing protein. Bases 1 to 573 code for a protein of 190 amino acids. The transcript is spliced from 2 exons. The record is from RefSeq and is a predicted model, not a curated record. Gene Ontology annotation, molecular function: ubiquitin binding. NCBI's taxonomy places the organism in Eukaryota, Fungi, Ascomycota, Eurotiomycetes, Eurotiales, Aspergillaceae.